Molecule: messenger RNA, 1032 nt
Organism: Diachasmimorpha longicaudata
Lineage: Eukaryota; Metazoa; Arthropoda; Insecta; Hymenoptera; Braconidae
Exons: 3
Coding region: 1-1032 (343 amino acids)
Biological process (GO): sensory perception of smell; detection of chemical stimulus involved in sensory perception of smell
Cellular component (GO): plasma membrane
Molecular function (GO): odorant binding; olfactory receptor activity
Source: RefSeq, a predicted model, not a curated record
AUGACAACUUGUUCUCUGUUAUCACCGACAUUUACCCGGAAAAAUGGCCCAUACGGCAAUCGAUCCACAAAUAUUAACGAGUUCUCCGGAAUGAGUCCCCGAAGUCACUCACCAGUCAGGAGUCACGGUACAAUGUCCCGCCUCCGGCAAAUAUGGAAUACCGCAUUUGGUUGUCUUAGUGAUCAUGACUACAAUCGGGAAGUUCACAUUCCCCGCUGCUUCCUGGGUAUCCUGGGUAUCUGGUCAGAGCCUGAACCCAUGAGCAGACUGAAAUGUGCCCUUUCUGCUACGCUCCUCACCUUCUUCAACUUUCUCCCCCGGUUCCUGGGGCUAUUCAACAUCGCAAAUGAUCGACUAUUUUUCUAUCACUUGGGUUCAGUCGCUUAUCGACUUUAUAUCAUCGUAGUGAUUCUGUUGCUCCACUUCAACUUCAAAAUUCGUCGAUCAAUUGUCGAGGAAAUGGGUGAUAACUGGAGAACUACUCAGGCCCUGGAGGAUAAAAAAGUCAUGCGUCGAUACGCCGAUUAUUCGAGAAAGAUUUCAUGGAUUAUCAUUGCAGCGUUUGCUGCAACGUUCGUCAUCACUUGGUUGAGUCUACUCCUUGGACUAGCAACAGGCCAAAUGGAACUACAUGCUGCACUAAGUGCGCUGAGUUUUCAAUCCCAGCCAUUAGUCGAUGCUCUGGGAAUCAUCUUCGUGACGAUAGCGAGCUUCAUAUCGCUCCUCCCAGCGAUGGGAACUGAGACGUUCUUCGCAGUUUGCGUCUGUCAUACCUGUGGACAACUAGCUCUACUGAAGAAUCGAAUAGCCGCAUAUGAAGGAGUAACUCGUCAUCAAUUUGAGCAAGACACCCCCGGGAUGUGCAGCUGCCUGAAAUGCAUCGUAGAUUCUCACGUGAAAAUUUGUGAUUUUGUUGCUACAAUCGAUAACCAUUUCCACGUCGUCCUAUUCUUCAGACUAGUGGCGGGGGUCGUUGGGGUAGUCUGCGGUGGGUUCGAGGUAUCGAAGGUAAGAAUCCACAAUAAUAAAUAA